AUGACACUAUUUCGAACAUCUCUCCCAGAAUUGCAUGCCUACUUCGAGACGGAAGAAGUGGAUGUACUCGCUGUAGCCACUAGCUGGCUGCAACAUUUACUUGCUCGUGAGAUGCAGAUGGAUGACCUCAUGCGAUUGUGGGAUACCUAUUUUGCCGUGCCAGACUUGCUCGACUUGCAUCUUUAUGUUUGCUUGGCCAUUCUUAUGAACUGCAAAGAUGCGCUCGAGGAUCUUGAUCGUUCUGAAACUAUGAGCAUGCUAUGUUCGCUUCCUUCCCUGGAUGUAGAUCGUGUAAGUGACCUAGCGCUAACCCAGAUCAUUAGCGACGCUGUCAAUAUCCGCCUUAGCCUUGAGCAUGAUGGCCUGUAUGAGUAG
Malassezia sympodialis ATCC 42132 is the source of this 375-nucleotide messenger RNA. RefSeq lists its product as uncharacterized. The record is from RefSeq and is a predicted model, not a curated record. The transcript has 2 exons. Lineage: Eukaryota; Fungi; Basidiomycota; Malasseziomycetes; Malasseziales; Malasseziaceae. Bases 1 to 375 code for a protein of 124 amino acids.